AUAAGCAACAUUCCAUCCAAGGUGGACUACCCACCCCCUUCGUUGUUGGUUCCACUCUGGGACAUUCCACAUCCUUGCUUCCCGUCUCGGUGUGUCGAGGUCCAAGCUAUUGCUCGAUAGGAUAGCCAAGUGACCUAACACCAGCGUAGCUGCUAUUUAAUAUGCGGUGCAACGCACCGUAUUUCACAUGUGUAGUGCUAAUAUCUCCCCGAUCCCUUUCCCCCCCCUCAUACCUCGGAGCCGAUUUUGUCAGUCUUCGUCACCAUAGUCCAAGAUGACUGACACCGCAGAUAUCAAGAAGCAGGUUCCGUAUGUGGUAGAACAACUAUCCGACGAGAGCCUUGCUCCUGACGAUGCCGUCCUGCAGGCCCAGGGCCAUCGGCCCGAGCUUGCGCGGUCAUUUUCCUGGCCGCGUCGGAUCGUGUUCACUGACUUGCACAGUAUUGCCAACUCAUGGUUAGGUUAUGGCGCAACGUUCGGAACACCCCUGGCUUAUGGAGGUGGUCCGACCGUUCUCUUCGGAGUGAUGAUUGCGGCGGUAGCGCAGUGGAUUGUGUUGCUAGGGCUGGCCGAGCUGUGCUCUGCAUUGCCCUCUUCAGGGGGUCAAUAUCACUUCACAUAUAUACUAGCCCCACAAAAGUACAAGAAGUUUGCCGCAUACACAGUUGGCAUUACCAAUGUCAUAGCAUGGUGGGUGAGUGCAGCAUCGGGCAUCAUCUAUACAGGGAUUUCGGCGUUUGGGAUAGCAGUGUUCUGGUAUCCCGACUUUCAGCAUGAGAGGUGGCAGAUAUACUUAUGUUAUGUGUUGGUGGUCACCUUGACGUUGGUUCCUGUCUUCGCCGUUCCCCAGAGACGUUAUGACUACCUGACGAAAACCACCUUUACCCUGUCUAUAACCGGCUUGAUCUUGGUCUUGAUAGCUGUGCUCGCCUCAGGACGGGGACAUUAUCACCCCGAAGUCCUCACAACGUUCCAGGGGACCAGUGGAUGGGACACGGCCCCAGCAUGGUUGCUGAGCAUCACCAUGGGACAGUACUGUUAUGCGGCUAUCGGAGCUGUCACACAUAUCGCGGAGGAAAUGCCCCAACCGGGCCGGAGGAUCCCUCUCGUGAUUAACCUUGGAGUCUUAGUUGGCGUCAUGACAGCUGUACCAUGGGUCACUGUGAUGCUUUGCGGCAUUCAGGACAUCGAUGCAGUUCACAAAGCGUUCAUCCCUAGCAUGGAGGUAUACUAUCAAGCGACUGGAAGUAAGGUGGGCGCCACAGCGCUGCAAGCCUUUAUGACAUUCCUGUAUUGGACCUGCGGUCCAAGCCAAUGGAUAACUUCGAGUCGGAUCGCGUGGGCGUUUUCUAGAGAUAACGGGCUUCCAUUCUCCCACUAUUGGAACUUCAUCGACCCGAAGUUCAACAUCCCCGUACGCACCACGUUCCUCUCCGUUUCAUUCUGUCUCCUAUACGGUCUUGUCUAUAUCGCCAGUUCGACAGCAUUCAACUGCAUCGUGAACAUGUCGAUUCUCUUUUUGAACAUUAGUUUCACCGUUCCACAGGCUAUCCUGGCGACAGUAGGACGGGACAAGCUCCCGGCACGGUCAUUCAAUCUGGGUCGAUGGGGAUACGCAGUCAAUAUUUUUUCCACUGUAUGGUUGACUUUCAGCGGGAUACUGUUUUGUUUCCCAACCAAAAUACCCACAACUGCAGGGUCUAUGAACUAUGGGUCAGCUGUCCUGGUGGGAGUGUAUUGCCUCAUAAUGCUACUGUGGAUCGAGCGGAGACAUAAGUUCACCGGGCCAAAGAUCAACUGGGAUGCACUGAACAUGAGCAACAAAUUGGCAUUGUCAUAG
This is a messenger RNA of Aspergillus pseudonomiae, 1840 nucleotides long. RefSeq names its product amino acid/polyamine transporter I. Gene Ontology annotation, biological process: amino acid transport; transmembrane transport. Gene Ontology annotation, molecular function: transmembrane transporter activity. Bases 275 to 1840 code for a protein of 521 amino acids. NCBI's taxonomy places the organism in Eukaryota, Fungi, Ascomycota, Eurotiomycetes, Eurotiales, Aspergillaceae. The transcript has 8 exons. The record is from RefSeq and is a predicted model, not a curated record. Gene Ontology annotation, cellular component: membrane.